This is a messenger RNA of Zootermopsis nevadensis, 1432 nucleotides long. RefSeq names its product Vacuolar protein sorting 37A (gene Vsp37A). Gene Ontology annotation, biological process: ubiquitin-dependent protein catabolic process via the multivesicular body sorting pathway; protein targeting to membrane; protein targeting to vacuole. The record is from RefSeq and is a predicted model, not a curated record. Lineage: Eukaryota; Metazoa; Arthropoda; Insecta; Blattodea; Termopsidae. Gene Ontology annotation, cellular component: ESCRT I complex.
UGACGGUCACCAGUGUUCUCCCAUCUGCUUUCUGAGCAUGCGUAGUGUGUUGGUUGUUAGGUUAGGCUUGUUUCUUGUUUUCUGUUUUCAAUUGUUCGUGUUUUGCGUAAUGAGGACUAGAUAUCUAUGAAAUUAAAUGUUGUCACGGAUAUUUAGAGAGACUGAAAAUGCCGCCGUGAAUAGGAAGAGACAGAUUGAUACAUUGAAGAUAUUCAAUGAUCAUGUGACGGAGAUCCAGGAGGAUGUAGAGUAUCGAGUUGAGUUCAGUGCGGGAGGACAUGGUAUGACCAUCCAGGUGUCACUGCCUCCAGAGUUCCCGCUCGAGAAGCCUGUGCUCAAGGUCUCGCCUCAGAUUGACCACCCGUGGGUCAAUGAGCAGUGCAAGGUUGUAAGUGCACCAGGGCUUUUGAAUUUCACAGUUCACUCCGAUCUGGGUCGCGUUGUGCAGGCGAUAAUCCGGGAGUUUGAACGCAGACCCCCUCCUCUUGUUGGAGAUGCGGGUGGAGGAACAUCCACCACACAUCAUACGGGUGAGAAUGGACAAGAGUCAUGCACCAGUGGCCGCACAUCCCCACCGUACAUGAUGCUGGCAUUUGCUCAGCAGCAGCAGCAGCGAGUCCUCUCAUUUCCAGAGCUGCUAGAUCUGUCAGCUGCAGAACUGGAGCAUCUGAGCCAGAGCGAAGACAGAUUGGACGAGUUUAUUGACAAGCUGCCUCCUGUGCUGAAGCUGAAUAAUGCAGUGGAGGACAUGAUCUCCAAGAAUGAAGAGCUAGCUAAGGAAAACCUGACAAAGGAGCCACAGUUGGAGAAACUGAGGUACGGCGUACAAGACAAACUGGAGGCGCUUGCCAUCCUGAAGGAUUCAUAUGAAAGUCUGAGCCAGGAGUACCAGCGCUUGUCAGACAAAUAUGCUCCGAGCAGUAUCAAGGAGUCUCUCAGGUUGGCAGCCUUGCACAGUGAUGAAGAGAGUGAACAGAUUGCAGAACAAUUCCUCAGUGGCAAGAUCAGUGUAGAGCAGUUUGUGAGCAUGUACCUUCAAAAACGAACUCUGAGCCAGACAAGGAAAACCAAAGAAGAGAAAUUGGGCAGUCAGUUGAAAGAGUUGGAGAGAGCAGGGUACUAAGGUUCAGGACCACAAUCAUCACACAAUUGGUGCUGAGAUAGUGUGCAGUACAUCCUUCAUUUUCAUCAGCAGUGCUGUCCUACAACAUAUCUGUAAUUAUUUGGCAUAGAAUACUCGAUCUGUGCUCAUUAGUGUAACUUCAGAUUUGAAAACUAAGUGCAGUUCAUGUAUUUUGAUUAAACAUACUUAAUUGUAUUGGUGAAGUUUGUAUAUAUAAGUAUAGCAUAAGUAAUUAGACAAAAAACAGUUGAACUGUAUGUGGUUUUUGCAUGAAUAUUCAAGAGGAAGAGAGUAAAAAGUAAAAAAGGC